Molecule: messenger RNA, 1445 nt
Organism: Lolium perenne
Lineage: Eukaryota; Viridiplantae; Streptophyta; Magnoliopsida; Poales; Poaceae
Product: putative 12-oxophytodienoate reductase 11
Molecular function (GO): oxidoreductase activity; FMN binding
Source: RefSeq, a predicted model, not a curated record
GCACGAGGUAUCUCACGCAGCUGGCCCCACCGCGCAAGUCAACUGCUGCUUUCUGCCAGUGUAUACUGCUAUCCAAGCUCAAAGAAUGGAAGCUCGACAGCGCAGCCUCGACUCCUCUUUUCACCAUCAACGUCAAGUAUAGAUUCUCGGCGUCUAGAUCGAGAGGAAAGAUAGAAAGAAGCUGCGGAGGAGAGCCGUGCUGCUGGAAUGGCGGCGGAGGUAGGCAUGGAGACGACGGCUCCUCUCCUGACGCCCCACAAGAUGGGCGAUUUCAACUUGGCGCACAGGGUCGUUCUAGCGCCGCUGACCCGGUGCAGGUCAUACGGGAACCUUGCCCAGCCGCACAACAUCAUCUACUACGAGCAGAGGGCGAUGGCGGGUACGCUCCUCAUUGCGGAGGCCAAUGCCGUAUCCGAGACCGCGCGGGGCUACCCACAUGUGCCCGGCCUAUGGAGAGGGGACCAGGUCGAGGCAUGGAAGCCCGUGGUGGACGCGGUGCAUGCCAAGGGAGCUGUCUUCUUCUGCCAAAUAUGGCACACGGGGCGCGUCUCACCAACAGAGUUCCAACCUAAUGGGCAAGCCCCGAUAUCAAGCACGGAUAAGCAACUCCCACCUCAACUCGUCGACGACGGCAGUAUGCUUGAGUUCGCGGCCCCUCGAAGGCUGGAAAUACACGAGAUACCCAAUAUCGUCAACGACUUCCGGAUUGCCGCUAGAAAUGCAAUCAGAGCCGGAUUUGACGGCGUGGAGAUCCACGCAGGCAACGGGUACCUCAUUGACCAGUUCCUGAAGAACGGCGUCAAUGACCGCACCGACGCCUAUGGCGGCAGCCUGGAGAACCGCUGCCGCUUCGCCGCCGAGGUCAUCGCGGCCGUGUCCGCCGAGGUCGGCGCGGACCGCCUCGGCGUGCGGCUCUCCCCGUUCGCCCCCUUCGGCGACUAUGUGGAUUGCAUCGACUCCGACCCGGAGGCGCUGGCGCUGCACGUGAUAAGCAUCAUGAACGAGCUCGGUGUCCUCUACUGCCACGUGAUCGAGCCGCGGAUGUGCAUCGUCGGCGAGAUCGACGGCAAACUGAUGAUCCGGCAGCGUCUGCUGCCCUUCAGAAAGGCAUUCAGGGGCACGUUCAUGGUGAACGGAGGGUAUGACAGGGAAGAAGGGGACAAGGCCGUCGCGGACGGCUACGCCGACCUGGUCGCGUACGGGCGGCACUUCCUGGCGAACCCCGACCUGCCGGAGAGGUUCAGGAAGAACGCGGCGCUGAACAAGUAUGAUCGUAGCACCUUUUACACCUCUGAUCCUGUUGUUGGCUACACAGAUUACCCUUUUCUUGAUUAGCCUUAGCUCAGCUGGUUCAGGGAUGGGUUGUCUGAAUCCACCGCACGGAUCAAGUGUUCGCAAAACAUGAAUUGGAUAUUUGGAUUGGUUUGGUCUCGUUUGGGUUUUCA